CUCAGUCCGGGGCGCGCGCCGCGUCGGUUUGCGGGGCCGCCGAGGGCCGUUCCGCCUCAUGGAGCCGGGCGCCCGCCACCGCCGCCGCCUGCUGCUGCACGACCCGCCGAGCUUGGCGCUGCUGCCGGCGGAGGACGAGACCCCCUUCGCCCGCCGGAGAAGCCUGGGCUGUGGCGGUUCAAGUGAAUAUUGCAUGCAGAUGUUGGAAGCAAGGAAUGCCAGUUUGAAAAGGACCUCUUCUUCUGAUUCUACAGAUUCAGGCUGCUGCAUGGAUUCUCCCAUCCUGCUUGGCAUGAAAGACCUUGAGGAAACCUUUCGACUGCCCAUGAGAAGAAUGUACUCCCUCCCGCACAGCCUGCUGGGCUGCAGUCCUGCACUGAAGAGAAGCCACUCGACUCUCCCAGACUGUGAUGUCUUCCAGGCCUUUGGCCCUGAGGAAAACAAAGAGAACGAGCACUUUGAGUUCAAGAAACCAACAAGACCUGCCUCGCGUAGCUCUCUGCGCCUCUCUUCUCUUGAAGAUGAAAAAGAUGCCUCGGAGCUGAGACCGAAGUCCGAUACAGUAUUUAUGUUCUGCAGUGGUCAGAAUACUGAAAACGAUCCCGAAACCGAUAGCCCCGGACUCCUGCGGCAGCAGUCCCAGAAGGUCUCAGAAACAGAAGAUGAUGAUGGAUUUUUAGAGAUUGUGAAUGGCCAGGAUAGCACUAAUAACGAAGAGGUGCCUUCUGAGAUGGCGAGCCUUUGGACUGCUCCUCUGGUCGUGGCCAAAGGGGAGGAUCUGCGGAGUCAGCAGUACAAAUUGUGCAGCAGGGAAGGCAAGCUGCACAGCGUGGCUAAGACGGCCGUGAAAAGGAUGGAGAGGACCUUGGAAGGGAGCGUCCUGGGCUUCAGCAAGAGGAGGAGAAAUGCCCAUGCCGGACUUUCAGAAGAACCAAUGCAUCCAUUCUCUUCCUCUUUGGAGAUAGGGAAUGUUUUGGAUGGCAACCAAAGGGACCUGAUUGGUGACUUUUCAAAGGGCUACCUCUUCCACACUGUUGAUGGCAAACAUCAGGAUCUGAAAUAUAUUGACCCAGAAACGAUCGUCGCUGUCUUGAAUGGCAAGUUCUCUGUAUUCAUCAAGGAGUGCGUGAUCAUUGACUGCAGGUUUCCCUAUGAGUACGAAGGAGGUCAUAUAAAGGGCGCUCUAAACCUUCACGUGGAGGAGGACGUCGAGGACUUCCUGCUCAAGCAGCCCAUUGUGCCGUCUGGCAACAAGCGAGUCGUUGUUGUUUUCCACUGCGAGUUCUCGUCAGAGCGGGCCCCCCGCAUGUGCCGAUUUGUAAGAGAAAGAGAUAGGCUUGGCAACGAAUACCCCAGUCUGCACUACCCAGAGCUCUACGUCCUGAAAGGGGGGUACAAGGACUUCUUCCUCAAAUGCAAGAGCUACUGCGAGCCGCAGGGCUACCGGCCCAUGCACCACAAGGACUUCAAGGAAGACCUGCGCAGGUUUCGCACGAAGAGCAGGACGUGGGCUGGGGAGAAGAGCAAGAGGGAGCACUACAGCCGCCUGAAGAAGCUCUGAGGGCGCCGCGUGGGGCUGCCUGGUCCCGCCAGCUGGAGCCGGGCCAGAAGGACACACGGGGACGUGUCUGUGGGGGGGGGGUGUCUUUGCUCCAUGCCGCCUUUCCUUUGCCGCUGGAUCCGUUCUGCAAGACCAGAGGGCGGUCAGGCCCCGGGCGGUUAGUGUUCUAGCUGCGAAUCCUGGAAUUUCCCACGUCCUUCGAGACAAUCCAUGGAAAAGUAGAGAUGGGAAGCAGAAGGAUGUAACUGCGUUGUGCAGUUGUAAGAUUUUAAUAGAUUUUAAAAUUGUGCUUUUUGUAUUUUAAUAUAGUCAGAUGAAGCUAAUUUACCUUCGCUGUACAAGCUGUGCUCGGUUUUCCAAAGCUGGCAUUUUCUUUUCUGUCACUUAACUAAACAACAAGUGCUUAGCUACCAAAAGAACAACUUAAAAAAGAAAA
Molecule: messenger RNA, 1997 nt
Organism: Candoia aspera
Lineage: Eukaryota; Metazoa; Chordata; Lepidosauria; Squamata; Candoiidae
Gene: CDC25A
Product: cell division cycle 25A
Exons: 15
Coding region: 59-1561 (500 amino acids)
Biological process (GO): positive regulation of G2/MI transition of meiotic cell cycle; protein dephosphorylation; positive regulation of G2/M transition of mitotic cell cycle
Cellular component (GO): cytoplasm; nucleus
Molecular function (GO): protein tyrosine phosphatase activity
Source: RefSeq, a predicted model, not a curated record